Molecule: messenger RNA, 1848 nt
Organism: Purpureocillium takamizusanense
Lineage: Eukaryota; Fungi; Ascomycota; Sordariomycetes; Hypocreales; Ophiocordycipitaceae
Exons: 3
Coding region: 1-1848 (615 amino acids)
Biological process (GO): glucan catabolic process
Molecular function (GO): hydrolase activity, hydrolyzing O-glycosyl compounds
Source: RefSeq, a predicted model, not a curated record
AUGGCUUACGCCCUGUCUAACUCCUUCGUGGGCGAGUCGCUGCUCUCCAGCUUCAACUGGUUCGACGGCAAGGACCCGUCCAAUGGCUUCGUCUCGUACCAAAGCAGGGCCAAUGCCGAGGCGCUCGGUCUGUUUUCCGUCGACGAGACGACGGGCGUGGUGAGGCUCGGGGUCGAUUCCUCUCGCACAUAUGGCCAGGACCAGGGACGGCCGAGUAUCCGCCUCGAGAGCAAGCAGUCCUUUGAUGACGGGCUCUUCAUCGCCGACUUUCUGCACAUGCCGCCGUCACAAUGCGGCCUCUGGCCAGCCUUUUGGACGUACGGCACCGACUGGCCCGCGGGCGGCGAGGUGGACAUCAUCGAGGGCGUCAACACGGCGCAUCAGAACAUCAUCUCGGCGCACACGGCCGACGGAUGCAAGCAGAGCUCAUCGCUGCAGCGCAUGUACUCGGGCUCGCAGCGCAACGAGGACUGCGCCGUGGGCAGCCAGAACAUUGGCUGCGGCUUCACGCCCUCGGGCAACAGCUCGUCGUCGUACGGCGACGGGUUCAACGCGGCGGGCGGCGGCGUGUACGCCAUGGAGUGGGACAACCAGCACAUCAAGGUUUGGCACUUCACCCGCAACGAGAUCCCCGACGAUAUUGGCCGGAAGCGCCCGAGUCCGAGCAGCUGGAGGCUGCCAGACGCCGUCUUUGGCGGCUCGAGCUGCGAGGUGGACAAGUUCUUCAAGCAGAUGAGCGUCGUCAUCAACAUUAACUUCUGCGGCGACUACGGCAACGCAGCCUGGGGCAAGUCGGACCAGUGCAACAACUUUGCACAGACGUGCACCGAAUAUGUCGCCAACAACCCCAAGGCCUUUGCCAACGCCUACUGGGACGUGCGCUACAUCGACACGUACCAGAAGUCGGGCCGGGACCGGCCCGAGCCGACGACAACCAUCACGCCCGUCAUCGCCUCGCCGACGACGGCGCCGGGCGGCUUCCCCGCGCCCGGACUGCCUUCGUCCAUCGUCGCCGGCGGCGUCACCAUCCCCGCGGUGCCGCCGGGCCACGUCAACCGCGCCAAGGUCGGCAACUUUGCGUACCUGGGCUGCUUCGGCUCGAGCGCGGGCUUCCCGACGUUUGUCAAGGCCGACGAGAGUCCCGCCAUGACGCUCGCGCGGUGCACCAGCGCGUGCGCGGGCAAGACGCUCGCCGGCGUGUACCAGAGCGCGUGCUACUGCGCCGAGGCGCUCGAUGCCGAGACGCGCGCCGUGAGCCCCAGCGAGAAGCGUGGCGGCGUGUGCGACCAUGUGUGCCCCGGCGACCAAGCCGAGUUUUGCGGCGGCAACGUCCGCGGGAACAACAAGAAGAACGACACCGGCGCGGCCCCCGUUCGGCGCGGGAGGCCGCUCCCCCGCGCCGUCCCGGACAGCCGCAACCUCCUGCUGACCGUCUACGGUGUCGUCGAAAGCAACGCCCUGCCCCCGAUGGCGCCGCCCAUGGCGCCCGCCUCCCCAACCAUCACGUACACCGCCGUCGUCACCGCCACCGAGAUGCGCACCGUCUACCCCCUACGGGCCAUGCACACAAAGGUCGUCCACGCCGCCGGCUGCGGAUGCGACGAUGACGACGACGACGACGAGGUGCCCCCCACGCCGACCCGGACGGUCACCCCCUUGGCCAACACCUUGGUCGUCCGCCCAUCGGCCAGCUGCAACGGCAGCAGCACGACGACGCGCACGAGCGGCGACCACCCGCCCGUCGUCACGGCCGGCGCAUCCGCCCUGCGUGAUCGCGCGACGGCCCUCGUGGCUGCGGCGGCGGCAACGACGACUAUGAUGAUGCUGGCGCUGGCGCUGCUUUUGUAA